UAUCUUUAUCUAUCGACUAAACAAUGAACAUACUGAUAAUUUCAACAAACCGAACUGAGCCAAAGUAUAAUGCUAAAAUAUUAACAAAAAUUAUUACACCUGAAAAUAAAUGUUCAGCAGUAUGUUCUUGUUAUGUUACAUUUUCUUCGCAUUCAACGUUGGAGUACUAAAUGCUCAUGACUUUAGUUAUCCUAAAGAUAGAGCGGCAAAUAACCUGGGGAUAAUAGGUGGUAACAAUGCCUUUCCUCACUCGCUAGGUUAUCAAGUAGGCAUAAGGAUUGAACAGAGUGAAAAUACUAUAUUUUGUGGUGGAUCCUUGAUUACCUCUUCUUAUGUUUUAACUGCUGCACAUUGCUUGAUGGAUGUUGUUUCGUUAGAAAUCAUACUUGGUGCCCACAAUAUUAAUAAGACAGAAUGUACUCAAAAAAGGAUAACUACUGACAACUACACCAUACAUCCUCAAUGGGAUCUUUCAAAUCUUAUCCAUGAUAUUGGCCUGAUUCAUCUGCCAAAACCAGUGAAAACAGGCAUUAUUAUAAGGACCAUAGAACUGCCUAAGAAUGAUGAUGAUGAUUAUGCAGGAGAUAAAGCUCUGAUGAGCGGUUGGGGCAUGACAAGAUAUAAUGAAAGCAUACCCAGUAUCCUUCAAUAUGCCGAAAGUACAAUUCUGAGCAACAAAGAAUGCUUAGACAUUAAACCUUUCCAAAAGGUCAUAAGAGACACCCAUUUGUGUCUUUCAAGUAGGGGGAAGGUGAGUAGCUGUGAUGGAGACUCAGGUGGCCCCCUGGUUGUCCACAAUGUUCAAGUUGGAAUUGUAUCUUUCACGAUCAAAGAAUGCAAAUUGUCCAAACCCUCAGUUUUUACCAGGAUAUCAAAGUAUUUAGAUUGGAUUGAAGACAACUCAGAUUGGAAAAGAAAGUAGCAUACAGUUAUUGAAUAAUGAUAUGGCAAACAAUAGAAAGUGCAAAACAAGAUUGAAAUGAAAGCCAUAAAAAUGUCAGUUUUUCUUCAUCAAUAAAGUUAUUCAGAGUCAA
This is a messenger RNA of Harmonia axyridis, 1034 nucleotides long. RefSeq names its product chymotrypsin-like. Bases 110 to 922 code for a protein of 270 amino acids. Gene Ontology annotation, biological process: proteolysis. The transcript has 4 exons. NCBI's taxonomy places the organism in Eukaryota, Metazoa, Arthropoda, Insecta, Coleoptera, Coccinellidae. The record is from RefSeq and is a predicted model, not a curated record. Gene Ontology annotation, molecular function: serine-type endopeptidase activity.